CAGGUGCUGUCUAUCAGAUGGGCUAUAAAACUGAGGUCCUGAGCACUUGUGUGUAAUUUAGAUCCCGUAUUGCUCUUCAUGACAGCAAGGCUGUUAAGCCUGGAGUCUUGCCUGAAUUCCGGCUCUAAGAAUAUCCUUCCUCCUGAAAUUCCACCUUAGGUUUAUUAUUAUUUCUACUAGGAUAGCGUCUAAGCGCUCUGGCUGAGAUCUGGGCCCUGUUGUGCUAGGUGCUGUACAUCCCUGCAGUAGGAGAGAGUUCCUGCCCCAAAGAACUUCCAGUCAAAAUCAACAAGGAUUUUUGUUCUAUGUCUGUACAGCACCUUGCACAAUCAGAUCCUGGUCCAUGAUUGGGACUUCUAAGUGCUAUCAUAAUACACCUAAUAAAUAAUAAUUGUCCCUAUUUUACUGAUGGGGAACUGAGGCCCAGAGAGAUGCAUGAGUUGCCCAAGAGAGUAAGUGGCAGAGUUAGGAAUAGAACCCAGUUUUCUUCAUGUCCCAGGCCAUCUGCCAUCCUGUUUCCAUUGAACACAGGAUUUCCUGUGUUAAACCAUUGUGUAGUGUUGCUGGGAGGGAUUAUAAAAUGCUGUUCCCCAGAGGUGGCUGGAUGAAAGGAUCUCAGACUGGGAUGAAAACAGCUAUAGAAAUACAUAGCGGGAGGAGCAGCUACUGCGAUAGUUAAUCUUUCUAUUCUAGCCCCCCUCCCCUUCCUCUGGUUUUCAGUGGCUCAUAAGUUCAGCUCCUGUUGAUCUGAAAUGCUGUUUUAUUUAAGAAAUUGUCCGACAUCCUGUAAUUAGAACUUUUAUGCUAGCAAUGCAGCCACUCAAGGGGGCAGAAUUAAGGCUAGAUAUGAAAUCGUAAUUGUGACAGCUGACUUGUCAGUGUGUAACCUGGAAAUGUAAUGUCCUCUUCACUGGUUGUGUGUGUGGUGGGGGAGAGGGCCAGGGUCCCCUCCAAACUCAGCAAAAUGCAUCUGGAAGGAAUAUUCUUCGCUAUUGCCACUAGGGGUCAGCAUUUACAUCAUUCCUUACAAUAGCUGCUGGGGAAACCUGGUCACUAGAUCCUUCCGGAUCUGUGAUCAUACAAAAUCAGGAUGGCAGAAGGGAUGGACUGGUUGAGCAGCAGACGAAAGGACCAACUCGGCAGCAGCAAAGGAUCCGGGGGUUGUCAUGGAUCACAAAUUGAAUAUGAACCAACAGUGCAAUGCUAUUGCGAAAAAGUGUCAGUGGUGUGUGGCAGCUCGCGGCUUCAGAUCACGGUGCUGGUGGAUCUCUUUGGCAACGGUGUGACUGUCUCUACCAGGGAGCUGACGCUGGGGGCUGGCUGUGCUGUGACAACUGUUGGGCCAGAUAGAUUCCAACUAGAAUACCUGCUGUCGGCAUGUGGGGCCACCAUGGAGUUCCUCCCUGACACCAUCCACUACAGAAACUUUCUCCACUACAGACCUUCUGCUGUGAGGGGCGUGAUCCGAGCCAGCGCCUUCUCCCUCCCCAUAGACUGCUUCUACCCAAGGACCAGUAAUGUCUCUUCCUUGGGCCUCCAGCCCACCUGGGUCCCCUUCAGCUCCACCCUAAUGCACAGAUGGCACCUGGACUUUGCCCUUGAUGUAUAUGACAGUACCUGGUUAUCCCCCCUGUCUGAUCCCUCUUACUACCUUGGUGACCUGAUAAACAUCCAGGCAUCUGUGAGAACUGGCAGCCAUGUGCCUCUGAGGAUCUACGUGGAUGAGUGUGUGGCACGGCCAAGUGCAGCAUCUUCCAUGAAAUAUGAGGUCAUCACAGACCACGGGUGCCUUGUGGAUGGGCAGCACAGCCGCUCCCGCUUCCUUGCCCCACGAGGAGACCAGUUCCUCCGUUUCCAGCUGGACACGUUUAUCUUCACUGGUGCUUCCAACAGCCAGAUCUACCUCCUGUGCCAUCUGAAGGCAGUGGCUGCCAGCCCUGCUGACCAGCACAACAAGGCCUGCUCCUAUGACCCAGCCACCACAGCCUGGCACUCCCAUGAAGGAGGCAACUGCUCCUGCUGUGCUUCCCCUGCUGGCUGUGGGAGCAGGAGGCGGCGCCGGCAUCUGCCUCAGGACAGGGAAGGGCUCCUUGGAGAAGCAGACCUCCAGCUUGGCCCCAUCAAGCUGGCCACCAAUUCCUCCAUUACACUGGGCUCCAGCCCCCUCACAUUGGCUUCUACAGAGCCCACCUCUGCCACAGCAGGGGCUGUUGAGCUCUCUUCCACUGUGUCCAUCUCUGGCACCCCUAAAGCCAUCCACCCUGACCUGUUCUCUCCCAAUCGGGCUGUGAACUCCAUUGUGAGAGGGGACAUGAAGGAUUCCUCAGGGCUGCAGCUCCCCUUCUCCGUCACCACCCUGGCCAUUGCAGUGCUGUGCUCACUCUUUGUCUUCCUGGGAAUCCUGGGUUGCUACUGCUCCACCAAGCGCUACCACAGAGGAUACCGGAUGGGUGCCGUUGAUGCUGCCUUGGGGGAGUCUGGUGCUGUCGCCAUGGCACCCACAGCCACUGGGGACUCCAAUGUAGCCUCUAAGAAACCUGGUGCUGUGGUGGCUGCAGCCUGUGGGGAGUCUGGCUCUGUAUGAAACUCCAGUCGCCUCCUAAUAAACAAAUAAACCAACCA
This is a messenger RNA of Malaclemys terrapin pileata, 2622 nucleotides long. Its product is annotated as zona pellucida sperm-binding protein 3-like. Bases 1091 to 2584 code for a protein of 497 amino acids. Gene Ontology annotation, molecular function: acrosin binding. Gene Ontology annotation, biological process: binding of sperm to zona pellucida; positive regulation of acrosome reaction; egg coat formation. The transcript is spliced from 9 exons. The record is from RefSeq and is a predicted model, not a curated record. Gene Ontology annotation, cellular component: extracellular matrix. NCBI's taxonomy places the organism in Eukaryota, Metazoa, Chordata, Testudines, Emydidae.